AGUCAACUCCUUUCUGUCUAAAUUCAGACACGCAAAAGAUACGAUUUUGCUGUGUUGUCCGGUCCCGCUUUCGAAUCGCUUGAAUAGCCCAUGACUCAAAUUCAAUUUGUGUUGAAUUUAUCAGACUCGAGUCGAUAAGCAUGGAUCAACAGCCCGAACCAGUUACUUACGUCUGCGGAGAUUGUGGACAGGAGAACACUUUGAAGUCUGGGGAUGUGAUUCAGUGCAGAGAGUGUGGUUACCGUAUUCUUUACAAGAAGCGUACCCGUAGAGUUGUUCAAUACGAAGCUCGCUGAGAACCACAACCCUGAACGAUAAUGAUAUGAAGUCUGUUUAAGAUGGCAUAUAGACUUGUCCUGCCUCUGUUUGUAAUUUAACUUGACGUAAAAUCUGUUUUUGUUUACGCUAAGUAGCUUGUUUUGGUUUUGAUUUGAUUACAAUAGAGUGCGACUGUCUAGACAUUAUUCUUUUUUUUUGAAUAAAAACCAAGUCAUCAUGUUAGAAAACAA
Messenger RNA from Brassica napus (rape), 509 nucleotides. RefSeq names its product DNA-directed RNA polymerases II, IV and V subunit 12. The transcript has 3 exons. Gene Ontology annotation, molecular function: zinc ion binding; DNA binding; DNA-directed RNA polymerase activity. Lineage: Eukaryota; Viridiplantae; Streptophyta; Magnoliopsida; Brassicales; Brassicaceae. Gene Ontology annotation, biological process: DNA-templated transcription. Gene Ontology annotation, cellular component: RNA polymerase I complex; RNA polymerase III complex; RNA polymerase II, core complex. The record is from RefSeq and is a predicted model, not a curated record. Bases 141 to 296 code for a protein of 51 amino acids.